This is a messenger RNA of Carassius gibelio (silver crucian carp), 7803 nucleotides long. RefSeq names its product zinc finger MYND domain-containing protein 19-like. The record is from RefSeq and is a predicted model, not a curated record. Bases 35 to 769 code for a protein of 244 amino acids. NCBI's taxonomy places the organism in Eukaryota, Metazoa, Chordata, Actinopteri, Cypriniformes, Cyprinidae. The transcript has 7 exons.
AACUUUCUCAUAUAUUUUCUUAUCUUACCUCUACAUGUUCUGCCACCUGGGAAAGACGACUGAGAUCUUGGCCUUGAAUGUGUCCACUCACUGUCCGAAGUAUCACUGUCUGAACUGUCACUGUCCACUCUUCGACACACAGACAAAGUACACUUUGAUUGAUGAGCAAGACAUACCAUUGGUGGAAAACUAUGCCUUUGAGGCACGCAUGGAAGUUGAUGCAGAUGGGAAUGGGGCAAAAAUCUUUGCUCAUGCCUUUGACAUCGGCAAGGGUAGAUGGGCUGGUCGACUACUGCAUGAGUUACUUUGGGAAAAGCACAGAGGUGGAAUUGCUCCAAGUUUCCAAGUACUUCACAUAAACUCCGUCACAGUGGACAACCGUCUAGACAACUUGCGUCUCGUUCCUGUGGGAUGGAGUCCCAAACCAGAAGAACUGUCCAGCAAACAAAGAGAGCAGUCAUUGUACUGGCUGGCCAUCCAGCAGGUACCAGCAGACCCAGUGGAAGAGCAGUACCUGGAAUUGAGUCGCACACGCUACUACAAUGCCAAUGGAGAGCUGGUGGAAGAGGAGGAGUGUUCCUGCACUUACUACGAGUGUCACUACCCACCUUGCUCGCUCAUUGAGAGGAGGGGGUGUGGUCCUGGUCAAGACAAUCUCCUGAACUCCAAACUGAAUAUUAGAAUGGGAAGGAAAGGGUUUACAAAGAAUGGUGUGAAAAGGGAAAACAUCCAGUAUGCGGCAGUCCUGUGGGCGAAAAUGCCUUGUUGAUGCUAGAGGUCAGAUUCAAGAUUCAAGCUGGUAGAAGAGCAACUUUGACCGAAAUACUUUGACUGAAAUAACCACUCGUUACAACCAAGGUAUCCAGCAAAGCAUUUGUGAAGCCACAACGUGCACAACCUUGAGGCGGAUGGGCUACAACAGCAGAAGACCCCACCGGGUACCACUCAUCUCCACUACAAAUAGGCAAAAGAGGCUACAAUUUGCACAAGCUCACCAAAAUUGGACAGAUGAAGAUGUGAAAAAUGUUGAAUGGUCUGAGGAGUCUUGAUUUCUGUUGAGACAUUCAGAUAGAAGGCGAAAAAUGGCCCCCACAGUCACCAAAUCUCAACCCAAUAGAGCAUCUUUGGGAUGUGGUGGAAUGGGAGCUUCUUGCCCUGGAUGUGCGUCCCACAAAUCUCCAUUAACUGCAAGAAGCUAUCCUAUCAAUAUGGGCCAACAUUUCUAAAGAAUGCUUUCAGCACCUUGUUGAAUCAAUGCCACAUAGAAUUAAGGCAGUUCUGAAGGUGAAAGGGGGUCAAACACAGUAUUAGUAUGGUGUGCCUAAUAAUCCUUUAGGUGAGUGUGUGUGUGUGUCUAUACACACACACACACACACACACACACACAUACAUAUAUAAAUAAAAAUACCACAGCAAAAACAACUAUACUAAUAAAACAUUUUAAAUAUUAAAGUGUUUAAGACGAGUAAAAGUCAGUAAUCGGAACAAUCAGAUAAAUUUAAGGGUUAGUUCACCCAGAUAGCAAAUUUAUGUAAAUAAUAACUUGCCCUCAUGUUGUUUCAAACCCAUAAGACCCCUGACAUUUGUGCUUUUUUCAGUUUCUUAUAUCUAAAUGGGUAAAGUCUAAUCUCACUGUAAAAAGCACAAACUGGGCUAUAAUAAUAUGUGAAAUGCAUGUAUGUAAAUAAUUGUGUUUUUGAGAAAAAAAUGUUAUGCGUAGUUAGUGUAAAACUAAAAAUGUUAAAACACUUGAAAAAGGCCAUAAAACAAAGAACAUUUGGUUCCCGGGAUUUUUGAGAACUGGAGCUUGUAACAUAUAAUUUUUCUUUCUAAAUUAUGUGAAAAUCAUCUUGUUUACUCAUUAUUAUUAUUAUUAUUAUUAUUAUUAUUAUUAUUAUUAUGUUGGCUUGGCAACAAGCCAACAUACUGUUAUGCUAUUUAAACUUAUUCUUUUUAUUAUUAUUAUUCUUCUGAUCCAAAUUAUAAACGUAUCUCCUCCUAGGGCUUUUAAGCCACAAGCCCCAAACUUGGCAGACACCUGCGGGAUAGAGCGGUGCUGGUUGCUGUAUCUUUUCAGACUGAUCAGACUUAGUUUUUUUUUUAAUUAAUUUUUUUAUGUAAAAAUUCAUUACCCAUAGACUUAUAUUGUCUGAGAAAAAUUGCGCCCCUUCAGUUGCAAUACCGAUAUAUGUUUAAUUUCACUUUUAAAUCGGUCAAAAAUACAGUAAAUAAUACAAUUUCCCUCAAACUGACAAGCUAAACCAACAUAUCUGAUUAUUACAGGGGUCAGGGCUCAUUAAUAAUUUAUUUCUGGGCAGAAGAGCAGUCAGAAAGACAAGAGAAGAAUCAGCUGCUGGAGGCAUUGUCUCCAUGGAGCUCACAACGAGCGAAUUUAUUCUUAUUUAAGACCUUAUCUUCUUACCUUUAAGACCCAAUCUACUCGCUAGAACACACCAAUGGCUAAAUUCAGAUGUUUCUGAACUGUUUAAAGUAAUAACAUGAUAUAUUCGCGGCAGCCAACUGCCCGCGAGCUCGCGAUGUAUAUACAUUUACAUAUAUACAUAAAUAUACAUUUCAUUCACACUGACAAGCUAAACCAACAUAUGUUAUUAUUAUUGGGUCAGAUCUCAUUAAUAAAUUAUGCCUCACACAAUCCACCCAUUAGAACACAACAAGAGCAGAAUUCAGGUGUUUUUGAGCUGUGUAUGUGUGCAAAAUGAAAUAUCAGAGAGAUACAGCUUAUGAAUACUGGAAGGAAAAAAGUCCAUCUCUCCAGCUUCAGAGGACAGUGAUUCUGGCUUUUCAUCGGUAGAUCGGACAAAUCAAGUACACGAUUAUUUCAAAAUUCAUAAUAGCUUGGCGAAUAUAAACGAAAACAGCCACGUGAACAUAAACUGUUGAAAACUAAAUCGAAAAUAGGUAUUGAUGCUGGAUUGAAUAUUAAAAGAGAUUGCAUUCACCAGGUGCUUUCAGUAUGUUGUCCACACGAUGGCGCCACAGGAUAAAUACUAAAUACUUCAAGAAAUAUUCAGAGACAAAGCAGUUCAGUAGUCCUAUCAUACACUUUAUCUCAAGUCUUGAUGAUUUAUUACCCUGAUUUAUGGCCUGAUUUAUGGCCGUACAGUCCGUGUAGAUUGACAGGUAGUCAGAAGUGUGCAUGGUCAGUUUGGAUUGAUUUAUGACUAUAUGGCCUGUCAGUCAAAGCGGUUGCCAUGCCACUGGGUCCUGUGACCCUUGAUUGACAUGGCAGAGGUGUGUAAAUCAAAAGAUCAAAGAGAUCUCAGAUUUGACUUGUGUUGUGUUUAUUACUGGAUAUAUGAUGGUUGUGUCGGUUACCAGAGCAGUGGGGGAUUUCUUAUGAUGGCUGUAUCUGUAACCAGAGCUGUGGGGGGUUUCUGUGAAGUUCCUUUCUGGCUUGUUGUUCACACCUAAAGACAGUGGGAGGUGUUUGGGUUCUUCCUGGGAAAAAAAAAUGGCUGUGCAAAAGUGAGGGUUUUGACGUCUUGACAGGAUCUAUGUUUGUUUGAUCUAUAUGGUGUUGAUACCUAGGCACCGACGGGCCACAUGCUCCCCGUCUACAAACACAUUUGAAAAGGAGGACGAUGUCUGGUGUCUUUCCAGGUGAGAAUUUCAAAGAGUGAGAGAGACAAUUAUCUAAAUCAUCAACUAACCAAGCCGCUGAAGAGAUAAAUAAUUGAAUGUUAUCUGGAAUUAAUAAAAUCAAACAGGCAUUCAUUAAUGUUAAGAAAAUACUAUCCAUAAUAUGUGAUGUGUAAAAGGAGUUGAAAUCUCACGCUAAUUUUAAAACCGACUUUAAACACACACACACACACACACACACACACAAAUUGGUUUUCCAUGUUCUAUGGGACAUUACGUAGACGGAAUGCUUUUUUAGACUGUACAAAUUGUAUUUUGCAUCACCAAACAUCAACCUUACACUUAAACCUACCCCUUACAGAAAAUUUCGUUAAUUUUAAGAUUUUCAAAAACACUUCAUUCUGUAUGAUUUAUAAACUUGUUUCCUCACAGGGACAAAAACAAUGCCCAAGGAUUUUGGAUAUUGCCAUCAUUGUUCCCCAUAACAUGGGGUAUACCUGAACCACACACACACACACACACACAGUAAAACUGAGUAAACUAAAUUUUAUUUAUGAGCAAAUUCGUAUUUGUUGUUUUUACUUUGUGUUAUGUAAGAAAUGUUUUCAUUUAAUAAUCAAACCUGUAGAAUGUGUAAUGUAAAUGAACAAAUAUACAUUUAGCUUAAACUCAGUAAAAUAAUUACACCUACCAUUUUAAACAUGUUUAAAAGAUUACACAUUGUGUGUCACUAAAGCAAGGCACACUGUCUAUUGUCUUAAAAAAAAAAUUAAAUAACCUGAUGACCAGCAUUGUUUCUUUAGAUCAUUUAUGCACACAAGUGCUUUUUUCACACGACUAGAAAACUCUUUGGAUGUGUUUGGCAAACAUCAUUUCUACAUCUUAAAUGCAUGACUGAACUUUUCUCAUUCGACAGAAAUACUAUUUUCUAAUUAUGUACCCGGCCUUGGUGCAAAUGUUCUUACCUAGAACAGAAAACAUACACUUUGACUAUUUGACUUUUUUGUAGGCAUCAUGUAAUGUUAAAUGGUUUACAAAAAAAAAUUUAGCACCAGCAGCUGUGAUUUUCAAAAUGAAAGAAAUGUACAAGCUAAGGAUGUUUCAACUAUUAUCAUCAUUUCCUUUUGACUCUGAUAAACUGGUAAUGAAUUUUCUAUGCAAGUGACACGAUAUACAGUUCUCAUACUUUGUGUAGAUAGCUGUGCUAAAACAUUUAUGACUAUUUUUGCAUGCCAGCAGAUUAUGUCAAGGGUGUUUCACAUCUAAGAAUCACAAUGUUUUUUUAAAUUACAUUUUUCUUGCACCUCAAGAUUUAGCCAUAUCAAGAUUUUGGACGGCCGUUCACAAUUUGUUUGUUGGACUGUACGUUUUUAGGUGAUCUCUGUGUGGUGUCAUCAUAAUAGGAAUAAAUGAAAAUUAAGAAAUUAAGUUACAGUUUUUCUCUUCGAGAUAUUUCUUUUAGUGCAACUUUGUGUCUGUCCAAAAAGUGUGAUCACAUGAAGCAUCGACACAACAAAAAAUUAAGUCUAGCUGUUUUACACUUAAAACUAUUACAACCUAAACAAAUGAAACGGUUCCACUGAAAGAUGCCCACUCGUUUAAGUUUGAGCAUGUUAAAGUUUCCACACUCCUGUGUAGAGAUAAAUUUUAUCCAUAACCUUUUGUGUAUUCACGUGACCAAAUCACUAAGAAAGAGAGUAUAGCAAGAAAGCAAAUGUUUACAAUGCAUUUAAAAUUCAGAAUACAAUUGUUAAAAAAAAUUAUGUUGAUUUGUAAAUGGUAUUUUUAUUAAUCCACUAGAUUAAGUCAUCUUGUUCAGAUAGCAGAUGAAACCAUUCACAUUUUGUUUGUUUGGCCGUUUUUGUUUGAAGACUCCUGUAAGUUCAUGCUAACUCUCGCGUGGGAAAGAGAGCAGGGUGAGCACAUCCUAUACAUUUAAGAAAAAGUAUUAAACAUUUGACCAAACUUUUUAAUUAUUUUGACAAAACACAACAACAUUAAAGAAUGUUAUCCGUUCCUAUGGCCCUCUUCUUUGACUCAAAUGAAGCAACAUCUCUGGUGUACGUAAGCAUCUACAAUGUGUGUAUGUGCUAAACAUCUGUUUCUCCACUUCUGCCAGAUUUGUUAGAUGGCCUUUUGUUGUAAUACAGACACAUUUGAGAACUAUGAUGUUCUCACUUUUGUAAUGGUUAUAGAAAAAUUCAAACAUAACUUUUGCAUACGGAGCGAAACUGACUAAAAAAUCACUGAAUUAAAAAAUGCAAAAGUGUGUACGGCAUUUGGCAAAACAGGAUUUUAGCUGUAAUGAGCACAUAAGACAAAAAUUGUCAAUGUGUGACUUGUAAAUAUAUUCUAUUUUAUUUUAUUUAUUUAUUUUUACCAGAGAUAGUCGACUGAUCUGUUUACAUGUUGUUUUGCCGUUUUCUGAUGAAGAGUUUUCUCUGACUGUGGUCAAACAUACAGUGCCUGUUCAUAGGAAUUUUUACAGCAUAACUACAGCAUAAAAAUAUCGCCCCUACAUCUAGAGCUCUUGUUCAUAUAGCUGAUGAUUAUGUUCACAUUUUUAUUUGUCGUACUCAUUAGUUUCAACAUUUCUACUGGGCAUUAAAGAGUAGGCCUAUGUGUACUCCCUUUAUGUCAGAAGCAUUAACAUCUACUGUGUGCUAAGAAUUUUCUGCUUUCUCCACUUUUGGUGGAUUUACUAGAGGGACUAUGUGACCUUGUUGUAAUGUGAUUACGUUUAAGAUCCAUAUGAUUGCACUAAACCCCCUUGAAUAGGUUAUAGACAUCCUUGUUUAUACAGGAAAUGUUUCCACAACAGAAAUAUGUAUCAGAAUAACAAAUACCUAAUUUGAAAAUAUGAAAUCCUCUCUCCUAAACUAUUGUGAAAACUAUUAAUGUUGAUCCGGCCCACCAGCCGUGUAUCUUUUUCAUUGUUUUUUAGAUAAAGACUAUUCUCAGAGUUUGGUAAACAGGCAAAAACAUGAACAAAAUGUAGUACAAGAUGAUUAAAUGAUUGUCAAGAGACUGUUUAAACUGAGAUUGUGAUGCACUUUAGAGCUUUUUCUGGUCUACCAGUGUCACAAAGACACAAAAUUUUCAAUCAACUUGAAAAUGAGUCCUGCCAUUUUCUGUUCUGACUGUUACACUUAAUACAAACCCGUUUAUUACACUUAAAGUUAGACAUUAAAAGUCAUGGAUGCCACACGAACUAUUUCCUUUCUCUGUUUCUCUAAACAUCACACUAAAUAAACCAGAGAUCACAUGUAGAAAGAAUUCAUUGAAAGGGGCAUGUUUUAGUCCAUUUUAGAUGGUCUGCACCAACACAUGUUUUAGAUGUUUUAGGUAUUCAUCAGACUAACAGGUUUGAUUCGGGAAACACACACAACUGGAACUGAGUGUUGUCAUGUCUUUAUAAUUGAUCUGCUUUUACUUUUAAAACAACACAGUGUGAAAUUAUGGUCUUCGACAGCAUGGGCCCCUGAAAUGUUGUAGUAUAUCUUUGUUUUCACAAAAUAUCUAAACAUUUAUCUAUCUUAAAAUAUUAGUUAUUACGUGUUUACAAAGUUGUCAUGUCUGACGUUUACAUUUUUAAGAACAUCUGAUAUAGUUUAUCAUCUUUUAAAUUUUAUAACGUAUAUUUCACCAAACCUUGACGCCUGAAAAACGGGUUUAGCAUCAGUCCACAUUUCAGUUGUUAGCCAGAAAAUGCAAGUGAGCCGAGAUUUCAUUACUGAGAUUAUCUACAUGAUGUGAAACUAGCUCACAGUUACAUUAGAGUUUUGGGGUUCUAGUUUAUUUUGAAUAGUGUUUGUUACUGUUCCACAUGUUUAACACCACAUUACUCCAUUGUGAAGAUAUGUACUGUAUAAAAAGUUUUUCACUGUAGUAGUCCAACUCUGAAACCAGACCAAACAAAAAUGAGCUUGAGCCUUAGUUGUAGCAGAAUUAAAAUGUUUUCUUUUUAUCUUUCCAUGAUUUGUGCGGGUUGUUCUGAACCACGGUUUCAUUUUUAACAUCACAAUUCAUAUUGUAUUGUCCUGUAUGAUUGUAAAGAGUUUUGUGUGUGUCAGUCUCUGGAUUUUUUUUUUUUUUUGCAAACAGAACUGCUGUAAUGUUAGCGAGCUCUUUGUGUUGUCUGCUUUACUGUGUUUAUAUACGUCAGAUUUCUUUAAAUUUGCUUGAUUAAAGUAUUUAACACAG